Molecule: messenger RNA, 474 nt
Organism: Lodderomyces orthopsilosis Co 90-125
Lineage: Eukaryota; Fungi; Ascomycota; Pichiomycetes; Serinales; Debaryomycetaceae
Gene: TRX2
Product: Trx2p
Exons: 1
Coding region: 1-474 (157 amino acids)
Cellular component (GO): cytoplasm
Molecular function (GO): oxidoreductase activity
Source: RefSeq, a predicted model, not a curated record
AUGUUGCAAGACAUCAAAACCAAACAGCAAUUAGCUAGCGCUUUACAAUCUCAAUACCAAUCCUCAGAAACAGCUUCAAGAAAACCCGCCACUGGAGUCGACCCUGGUACAUCCUCAAGAACCAAGAUCCAAUCCAAAGCAAUGGACAUGGCAUCCAACAUCGGGUUAGGUUCCGGUUCCAACACGUCCAAUCAAGAUCACGUUAUUGUUGUUGAUUUUUUUGAUGAUUGUGAUCAUUGCUCACAAAUGAAUUCGAAAUUGGAUGAAUAUUCCAAUUGGUACCAAAAUCAAUCGAAGCCGGUUGAUUUUUAUAAAGUGAACAUUGAUGAUAAGGAACUGAAGUCGUUUGCUAGUGAAUAUUCAAUCAAUUCAAUUCCAACUACGUUGUUUUUUAAAAAGGGAAAAUUGGUCGAUAAAGUUGUUGGAUCAGAACCCGCUGAAAUUAAAAAGGUUUUGGAUAAUGAUUUGUUGUAA